This is a messenger RNA of Caenorhabditis briggsae, 426 nucleotides long. It is a transcript of the gene Cbr-sedl-1, whose product is annotated as Protein CBR-SEDL-1. Gene Ontology annotation, cellular component: TRAPP complex; nucleus; cytoplasm. The transcript has 3 exons. The record is from RefSeq and is a predicted model, not a curated record. Gene Ontology annotation, biological process: endoplasmic reticulum to Golgi vesicle-mediated transport. The coding region runs from base 1 to 426 and encodes 141 amino acids. Lineage: Eukaryota; Metazoa; Nematoda; Chromadorea; Rhabditida; Rhabditidae.
AUGGCUAACAAAGAGUUCUACUUUGCGAUUAUCGGACAUUCUGACCAGCCAAUUUUUGAGAUGGAUUUUCCGGCUGGUGAAAGAAAGACCAAAGAAUCAGAAGGGACACGUCACUUGAAUCAUUACAUUGGGCAUGCUGCUCUUGACAUUGUGGAUGAGCACGCCUUCACCACUACUCAGAUGUACUUGAAAAUGGUGGAUAAGUUCAACGAAUGGUACGUUAGCGCAUUUGUCACCGCGAGCCGCAUUCGUUUCAUUAUUCUCCACACUCACCGUGCGGACGAAGGAAUCAAACAGUUUUUCCAGGAAAUGUAUGAGACGUACAUCAAACAUGCAAUGAAUCCCUUCUACGAAAUAGAUGAUGUUAUCGAGUCAAUCGCGUUUGAACAGAAGGCUGCACUCUAUGGACGGAAGUAUCUUUCAUAA